AUGAUUUUACUCCGGUCGCUCGGGCUUUUCCUGAGUCUAGGGGCGUUGGUAUCCUCAGUACCUACUUCUCCAGAAAAGUGCAAUAAACAAAAUAUUGCUGAGCGUAAGGAAUGGGGAGAGAUGACGGCAAUUGACAGGAUCGGUUACACAGAUGCCGUUUUAUGUUUACAGCGACUUCCACCCCAUCUUCCGACAGCCGAUUACCCGGGCGUUCGCAGCCGAUUUGACGAUUUUGUGGCCACUCACAUCAACUAUACUCUACAUGUUCACUACAGUGGACUUUUCUUGCCAUGGCAUCGCCAAUUCCUUUGGCUCUGGGAAAAGGCCGUGCGGGAAGAAUGCGGAUACAAAGGUCAUCUUCCAUACUGGAACUGGCCUCUUUGGGCAGACGACCUAGCUGCCAGUCCCCUCUUUGACGGCAGUGAAACAUCCCUCUCAGGAGACGGGGCAUACAACCCAGGCGAACAAAGUAUUUCGGGCGGUGGAGUCACCCUGCCACGCGGAAGCGGUGGAGGCUGUGCCAAAAGUGGUCCCUUCAAAGACAUGCAAAUCCAUCUAGGCCCCUUUUCACGUAGUCUCGCCUCACUAACCCAGAUCCCAGCCCCGGGAUUCGACUACAACCCCCGGUGCCUGAACCGAAGUCUCAACGACUGGGUCGCAACCCACUACAGCAAUGCCACCAUCGUAUCGGCUCUGAUGGCCGCGCCCGACAUAAACACCUUCCAGAUGGUAAUGGACCAUUGGCCGGCCCGGCCGGAUGGUCUGCUGGGGCUACACGGUGCCGGACACUUCAGUCUCGGCGCGACGUUGCAGGAUCUGUUUACAUCGCCGCAGGACCCGGCAUUUAUGCUGCACCAUGCGAUGAUUGAUCGGGUUUGGGCGCGGUGGCAGGAUGGUGAUCGCAGUCGAAGAUAUGCGUUGAAUGGGACGGAUGUUAUUACCAAUCCGCCGUGGGCGAAGCUUAUAACUUUAGAUACAAUGAUGGAGUGGGGGGUGCUCGAUCGGGCUCGAUCGGUUCGUGAGGUCAUGAAUCCGAUGGGGAAAGGGUAUUGUUACAAGUAUACUUGA
Messenger RNA from Penicillium odoratum, 1068 nucleotides. Its product is annotated as tyrosinase family protein. NCBI's taxonomy places the organism in Eukaryota, Fungi, Ascomycota, Eurotiomycetes, Eurotiales, Aspergillaceae. Bases 1 to 1068 code for a protein of 355 amino acids. The record is from RefSeq and is a predicted model, not a curated record. Gene Ontology annotation, molecular function: oxidoreductase activity. The transcript is spliced from 4 exons.